GAGAGUUACUACGACUAAUUGAGUUAUAGAAGAAAAGUGUCCUUCACACAUACGAGUCCUAAAUGCACAUGUGCAUGUGCCAAGAAAAAUUAGAAAAGUUUGGAAAUGUUUAUAAAGCUAAUUAAACGAGAAAAAACCGUAGGUUUAGCGACUCCGCCGGCUGCGAUACAAGGAUGGAGUUCAAAAUGAUCGGCCCGGAGCACUGUGACCAGGUGCUGGAGCAUCUGCGUCGCAGCUUCUUUGCCGACGAGCCGCUCAACAAGGCCGCCGGGUUGUGUCAAAACGGUGUCAACUGCUCCGCUCUGGAGAUUCACUGUGCCGAGGCCAUCCAGGAUCGGAUGAGUGUGAUGGCGGUGGACGCGAAGGAUGAGGGUAGCUGCAAAAUAGCCGGCGUCGUUCUAAAUGGCAUCUUGAAACCGGACGACACGGCCAGGGCGUUGGAGAAACUGGAGGAAACUAAGGAUAUACAUUUCCGGGUUAUCUUCGAGAUGCUGCACAAGCACAAUAUCGAACACAAUCUCUUCGAGCACUUCGAUGUGAAGUCCAUCUUCGAUGUGCGCAUUCUGUCGGUGGACUCCUGCUAUCGCGGCCAGGGCAUUGCCAACGAGCUGGUCAAACGAUCCGUGGAGGUGGCCCGAAAGAAUGGCUUCCGGCUGAUGAAGGCCGACGCCACUGGCAUCUUCUCGCAGAAGAUUUUCCGCUCGCACGGUUUCAAGGUCUUCUCGGAACUACCGUACUGCAAGUACACGGAUGAGAAUGGCAAAAUGAUCCUGCCCGUGGAGGCGCCGCACAUCAAGCUGCAGCAGAUCUACAAGACGGUCUGUGGCGAUGAGCUGGAUGACAAGGCGAAGCCGCAUUAA
This is a messenger RNA of Drosophila takahashii, 860 nucleotides long. NCBI's taxonomy places the organism in Eukaryota, Metazoa, Arthropoda, Insecta, Diptera, Drosophilidae. The record is from RefSeq and is a predicted model, not a curated record.